CAUCUUCCUCCUGCAGAUCAAUCCAGCAGCUCACCAACAUGGAUCCCAGACCACGAACAGCAAGAGGGAGCACGCACAGGCAGCACAGGCUGUGAAAUGGGACAGGUGACAAAGCUACCCACUCUUUCUGGUUUGUGGCUUGUGUUGGCCCCAGCUAUGUCUGUUUUGCUUCAUGCAUAUUUCAGCUCACAAAGAUGCAAGCAUUAAACCCAAGCCCUCUACUGUGCACCUGAUCUUUAUCUUCGGAAAAAGGAAAUUAACGGGACUUUGAGAGACACAAUCGGCAGGUUUACCCAUUGUAAACGCUUUCUUUGAGAAAGCAAAAUAAACCAGGCACUCGUCAGAGCCUUCAGCAGUGAGCACCGAGCUGGAGCCAUGGGGACUGUGGCACUCUGUGUGCUUGUUUCUAGUGUGAUACAGAACUGCUGCUUGAGGAGCAGCCAGUGCAGUGCAGAACUGGAUGGAGAAGUGAACACCUGGGAUGAGGGAGUCCGAAAUACCCCAGCCUCUGUCACCAGCCUCCUGCAGCUCAGACGGGCCGAUGCCAGAGGAGAGGGGCUCUCUGCUAAGGUCCCUCUGGUAAAAGCAAGUGAGGCAGCUCACACGAGGGGAACCAGCUCCUCACCACAUCCUGGCCCCAGCCCAGAUUCAGGAGCCUCCUUUAGUUCCUCCGCCACGGGGAGGGCCAUGCCUGCAGGAGAAAUUUCUGCCCUGGCGUUGCCCUUGGAACAGGAAGGUGAAGGAAGUGGCACUGCAGCCCCAGAAGGGAGUUAUCCUGGAGUUAUCGAGCAUCCCUCAGGGAUCUGGAGCAAGGAAAUCCCCGCUCGCAACAGGAGCAAAGCAUAUUCUCUGCCUGCUGGGAACACUACAGGGAUGGUCCGAUUGUCCACCCGAAGGAAACAGGACAGUGCCACCCGGCCUCCAGUCACGACAGCAAGGCAGAAAUCUCCACCUGCUUCCAACUGGCUCCCUGUCCUGGAGAAACAUGACAUCCCGGUGGUUGUGGGAGUCUCCGUGUCUCUGGCUUUGAUAUUCAUUUCCAUGGGGGUGUAUUCGUUCCGCCAGAAAGUAGAGCACGCCAAAGGCAAUAGUAUCUCAUCUCAAAAAUCCUCUAACUCUAGGAGGAGAAAUUACUUGGAAGCAGACGAGGCUUAUGAGAACAGGGCUUUCGAAGUUGAAUGCACUGUCGAUGCUGUUGAGCGGAAUCCAUACGACACCAGCAUUUCCCCCAGCCUGCUGCACUCUGACCCCACGCUCCCUGCAGAGGCGGCUGGGCAUCGAGAGGAACCCCUGGGUGUUGCUGCUGGCGAGGCUCUGCAGACAGCACAGGCCAGGGCAGUGGACUCCCCAGUGUCCCUGCAGCGUGAGUCUGCUCAUCAGGAGAAACACCCAAGCCCUGUGCCCACGCAGUUGAAGAGUGCUGGGCCCAAGGAGCCUGCUGCCAGGGCUCCUGGCAUCUGCUCUGCAACCUCUCUGGCUCUCCAGCACAUUGGCACCACGCUGUAUUUCCACGGGCCUGAGCCGCUGCUCCAGAGCAUCGUACCGCUCAGGAGGAACACCAGUGGGAAUCAUGGCCAAGUUCCUGCAGCCCCUGUGGUGGGGAUGAUGGAGCAUUCCCCUCCCGGAGAUCAGUCCAGUGCUGAAAUAGCCAUGAUGUCUGUUACUGUGGAAAUACACCUGUAUCCUUGCAACGCAGAGAUGUCCUCACCCUCAGCAGCCACGCAGAAUGUGUCCGAUUCAUCUCAUCCAAAGGCAGCCGGGGCAGCAUCCCAGCAGCCAGCUUCGCUGGUCGGCCCUGGUAUGUGAGCGUCAUUGCUCCUGCUGCUGUGGCUGUAUUUCUGAUUGCAGGGUGCUGGGCAGAGGGCAGGGGACUGGCUGGGUCAGCCUUUCUGCUCUGGAAACCCUGACUGGGAAGUGCAGCAGAGUAUCAGGUCUCUGCCUGAAGUGGAUCAUUAGGUGGACAAAUUACUUUCCCCUCUGAAGUUAGGUGCUGGCUUGGUAUGUACCAGUACAUCGGGCCAGACCGGGUGGGUCGAGCCUGUCUCAUGAGCACUGGGCCCAUAUUGGCUGUCAGGCCAAAGAGGGCAUUUGAGCCUUACUGUGUGGGUAUGAUUAGUCAUUAAAGAUAAAGAGCAAAGCCAGGGUUGUCCUGGCCAAAUUCCAUCUUGAGUAAUUUUCAGCACUCCUAAUUUCCCACUUCAGGUAAUGCUUCACUUCCUAUUCCAAACUGUGGCAUAGGGUUGCUGUGCAUUGUUAAGCUGUUGCUGUGUUCCAUCUCAGAGGUGGCUGCAUUUCAGUGGGGGACAGAAGCAAUCCCUGUACAGUCCGUAUAGGUAGUUAAUAGGGUUUGGGGAUCCUCCUGGGUAAAAGCUCUGCAAUUGUGCUCUUCUAGGCACAUCUUCUAAGCCUGCUGCUGUUUUAUGGAGAAUUCCAUUUCUUGCGUUGCUUGUGAAUUCUCAUGCACAGAGGGUCCUGCUCAUACACUCUUCUGACUUUCACAGGGCCCAGGAGUUUUUUGUGACUGGAUUAAAACUGACCCGUGAAGUCUUGAAAAGGACAAAAUAACUCUUCUCUGGCAGAGGGAGGCCAGGAGCAGACACGUGCCCUGAUGACGGGUGCUCUGACGUGGGUCAGAAUAUUCUACUAUGUAUAUGGAUGUUUGUUCUUAUCAUGGCUUCUGUUUCUUUGAUCCUCCUCUGCUCCUGUCUCUAGCUUUUUGAGUCACUGUCCUCUGUGCUACAUCAGUCACAAAACCCCCAGCUGCAGAAUGUUGAGCCAGAAAUAGCAAGAAGUCGCUCCAAGCCAUCGAAUCCCUUGGCACUGUGUGCCGGUAGAGUCACAAUUAGGGCUUGGGACAUUCUUGGCUUGGAGAAUGAAUUGAGGACAGUUACAAGACCAUUGUUUUACUGUGCAGAUUGCAAAGCCCUGUGUCCUGGGAGCAUCCAGGGAAGGACACAGCGAGAUCGUAGGCAAACACUGCAGCGCCAUGUGACUGAAGCAGAACAAGGGCUGUUAUGAUGGAACGGGAGAAGUGCACUGAACCCUACAGGAAGCAUUCCGUGUGUCUGGCAUGGAGAUGUGUGAAAUUGUGACUGAUUGGCUAUCUCGUUCUGUGAUGUGGACACAGAACCCUGCUGAGGGAGAUUAACAUAGGGAUAGAUGUUAUGCUAGGGGGACGCAGUGUGAGAAUGUAAGUGCUGUGUUGUCAGCAUCUGGAGCUUUAAAAUAAACCUAUGGUAACAUGGAUGAAAUGUCGGCAAAUGGUAAGUUCUU
Molecule: messenger RNA, 3273 nt
Organism: Gopherus flavomarginatus (Mexican gopher tortoise)
Lineage: Eukaryota; Metazoa; Chordata; Testudines; Testudinidae
Exons: 10
Coding region: 376-1806 (476 amino acids)
Source: RefSeq, a predicted model, not a curated record